UCCAUGUCUGUGUACGAGGGAGGAUGCUCAGCGCGAGCCCAGUCUCCCCAGACGCUGGAGGAAAGUAACAGUCGCUGCGUUGUUCUCCCCCGCUCUGGAUCUUACUGGGAUGUGUGUUGGGAGCGUGGGUCCGGCACCAGCGACCCCACCAGCAUCCCCAGCGCUGAACCUGACUUGAAUGACAACUAAAGGGCUCUUUCAGGCGACCGACCAGCACAGGAAUGCGCACAAGUCUGCCGGGUUGCACUCGGGCUUCUUAAAACGACAUUUUGGACCUUUCGGACCUACCUCGUUUUAUAUGUAAACACCCGAACGCAGCCGAGAAGAGCUCUUGAAUUCGUUUCGCUGAAGUGUAUUCUUUAUUAUUUUUUAUUGUGUUUUUUUUUUUUUUUUUUUUUUUGGAGAGGCGCUGGGAGUGUUUCCCCUUUGUCAGGCGUGAACAAGACAAACUUCUACCAUGGCACUGGUUAUGGAGCCUGUGAGCAAGUGGAGCUCCAGCCAAGUGGUGGACUGGAUGAAAGGCCUGGACGACUGCCUGCAGCAAUACAUUAAGACCUUUGAGAAGGAGAAAGUGGGGGGGGACCAGCUGCUACGAAUCACCCACCAGGAGCUGGAGGAUCUGGGAGUGUCCAGAAUUGGCCACCAGGAGCUGAUACUGGAGGCCGUGGACCUACUCUGUGCUCUGAAUUACGGCCUGGAGACGGAGAAUCUGAAGACGCUGUCUCAUAAGCUGAACGCGUCUGCCAAGAACCUGCAGAACUUCAUCACAGGCCGGCGGCGCAGCGGCCACUACGACGGCAGGGCCACGCGGAAGCUGCCCAACGACUUCCUCACCUCCGUGGUCGACCUCAUCGCCGCGGCCAAAAGCCUCCUGGCGUGGCUGGACAGGUGCUCCUUCUUUUUCAGAUCACCCUUUGCAUCUGUGGCAGAUUACUCUGUGACCAGAAACAAUGUGAUCCAGCUGUGUCUUGAACUCACCACAAUCGUCCAACAGGACUGCUCCGUGUACGAGACGGAAAACAAAAUCCUGCAUGUGUGUAAAACUCUGUCGGGAGUUUGUGACCACAUCAUCUCGCUCUCCUCUGAUCCCAUGGUGUCCCAGGCUGCGCAUUUGGAGGUUGUGCAGCUAGCCAACAUUAAAUCCACUGAGGGACUGGGCAUGUACAUCAAAUCCACGUACGACGGCCUGCAUGUGAUCACUGGGACGACAGAAGGAUCGCUGGCAGACCGCUGCAAGAAAAUCCAUGCUGGAGAUGAAGUCAUCCAGGUCAAUCAUCAGACAGUGGUGGGCUGGCAGCUGAAGAACCUGGUGAACCUGCUGCGCGGGGACCCGGCGGGCGUCACGCUGACGCUGAAGAAGCGCCCGCAGAGCACGCUGACGUCGACCCCCGCGCUGCUCAAGAACAUGAGGUGGAAGCCGCUGGCGCUGCAGCCAAUCUUCCCUCAGAGCCCCGGCAGCAGCGUCGCCACACCCACCAGUACGUUAAGUACUCCGUCCAGGAGAAGUAGCUGCGCCCUGCAAGACCUCUACAUCCCCCCUCCUCCAGCAGAGCCAUACACCCCCAGUGACAGUACAACUACUUCCCAUUACUACAGAGAUGACGAGGGAAAUCUGCCAAGUGACAACCCUCAAUCGGACGUCCAAUGUGCCGAGGGAUCCGAGUCGCCGAACUCCUACCUGGACCAGGAGUGCCGGAGGCGAUUUCCUCUGGUGGAGGAGGACGCCAUAUUGUACUGCUACGAGUAUGAGCAGAACCAGGAGGCGUCGUCUGUCCGCAGGGCGAGCACGCCCACCUAUGGCAGGCUCAGGCCCAUCUCCAUGCCGGUGGAAUACAACUGGGCGGGAGACAACGAGGACGUGGCCAAGCUGAAGAGAGAGAGCCGCAGAGAAAACUCCCUGCUGCAUUUUGCCAGUGAGGAUAAAGCUCCAGGGGAGAACUUCCUGCUGGGACGGAGCCUGAGUCAGAACCGGAGGAAGGCUGAGCGAGGUGGGAGCCCCACCCAUUACACGCUGGUCCCCGCCCUGCAGAUGGAGGUCUCCCUGUCCACAUCCAGCUCGGACUCGGCGUCCCUCUACCACGUGUUCGAGCGCUCCUCACUGCUGUCGAGGUCCAAAAAGAAGCCUAAAGCCGCAAGUCCCAUGUCCUCCAUCAGCAAGCGGCGCAUUUCCUGCAGGGACCUGGGCCAGGGCGACUGCGAGGGCUGGCUGUGGAAGAAGAAGGACGCCAAGACCUACUUCUCUCAGAAGUGGAAGAAGUAUUGGUUCAUUCUGAAGGACACGUGCCUGUACUGGUACAUGAACGAAGAGGACGAGAAGGCGGAGGGCUUCGUCAGCCUGCCGGAGUUCAAGAUCGACCGGGCCACUGAAUGCAGGAGAAAGUUUGCUUUCAAGGCUUGCCACCCGAAGAUAAAGACCUUCUACUUUGCGGCGGAAAAUGUAGACGACAUGUCCCGGUGGCUGAGCCGUCUCAGUAUGGCAGUGGCUGGCUACUCAGAGCAGGAGAAAAUUCAUCAGGACCAAGAUUACUGGAGCGAGAGCGAUCACGAGGACAUGGAGAUGCCCCCCAUGCCGAAGCAGGACAGUCCUCCGCCUCCUUACGACACCUACCCCCGAGCGUCCUCCGUGAGUCCGUACCUGGAGCCCAAGCGCGGACACCUCUCCUCCUCCGACACGUUCCACUCCCGCUCCUCUCACGAGGACUUCCACUCUGAGCUCCAGGACGGAAUGGGCAACAACAACGGCGUCUCGCCGGGGCCCCAGACGGGCCACCGGAACUCCUUUCAGGAGCAGAUGGAGAGCAACGCGAGGAUGCAUUACCUCCAGACGUUCCCCGUGGAGGAGUCGCUGCUGUCCGAGGACAGGGACCGGCUGGCCAUGGAGUACCGGCGCCAGUCCACCCUGCCGGCGCAGCGCAGCCUGCUGCAGGAGCAGUACCGGGCGCUGCCGCCGCCCCUCGGGGCCAGCGUGGACUCGGAGGCGGGGGGGAAACCGCGCAGCUUCACGCUGCCCCGGGACAGCGGGCUCCACGCCAUCCUGGCCGCCACGGCCGCAGCCUCGGACCACAGGGACCCUCAGCUCUACCAGCUGGACCCGGCCAGGGAAACAGGCCACGGCCGCGACCACAGGAUGCAGGCCGACUCGCUGGGGGACCUGUACCGGGCCCUGGAGCAGACCAGCCUGUCGCACGCGGGGGACCACCGGUCGGCCGGGCGUCUGGAGUACAAGCGCUCGUUCGUGCGCCGCGUCAACGACCCUCUGCUGAACGACAAGCUGCAUCGCCUGCGGAUCCUCCACGGCUCGCUCAAGAAUGGCCCUCUUCAAGACACCAACCGGUCUCUGGGCUUUUUGGGGUGAACUCCUCCUGGAGAUAGAAGGCACCAGACUCAUCUCUGACCUCCUCCUCCUCCAUCGCCCCCUCACCUCAUACACCUCACGCAAGAGCACAUUUAACGACGAGGGCUGUCGCGGGAGGCACAAGAAAGACGCGGGGGCUUCGUAAAAACACAAGGGUUUUCGUGGCGAGCGCGCGCGCUCCGUUUACGCGUCAGGGACUUUGCUGGCGAGGCUUCAACUCAUCGCUCACGUGCAUGGCUGGCUCCCCUCGCUUCUGUUCGAUCACGCUGCAGCAACGUAUAGCCAACACGAAGGGUCAGUUUUGGAUGUACGCAACUUUUUGUUAUGUAUGUCUAUACGAUCAAUAGGUUUGUGUAUGAGUCUGUGAGUGUACAGGGUGUCCGCAUAUAUCCUGUAUAUAUUUAAUAUCUCAACAGCAGCAGUCACUACACAGUGUUUUGGGACACCUAUACAAAUUGUAUAUCAAGUGCUGUGCCUCAGUGAUUGUGAAUGUACAUUGUACCUUUCAUAGAGAAACGACAGAAUGACAAAAAACACAACGGGGGGCACGGAAACAUAAAGUCUGGCAAUAAUGGACUUGCGUUGUAAAUUACAGAGGAACGAUCAUAAUAGUUGUCUAUUUUUGUAUGCAUGCUGUUUACCUGAUCGUUGUAAAAUAGUUUUGUAUUUCCAAUUAUGUUUGGUCCGGAGACAGCUGCUGUCCAGUCACUUUACCGCAUUGUGUUUUUACAAAUGGUCCCAAAAGUCGUUUUUUACGUGUUUCAGAGAAUUACCUGUAUUUAUUAAGUGUUUAAUGUACGAGCAUGCUUUGAAUAACUAAUACGUUACCAUGCCACUUUACGUUGACUGACAUUGCACAAGUUUGCCACAUUUAAGCUAUAUUACAUUUUUAUUAAAUAAAGUAUGGCAUGGGCACAAAUGA
Messenger RNA from Betta splendens (Siamese fighting fish), 4277 nucleotides. Its product is annotated as connector enhancer of kinase suppressor of ras 2-like. Gene Ontology annotation, molecular function: protein binding. Gene Ontology annotation, cellular component: membrane; cytoplasm. Gene Ontology annotation, biological process: regulation of signal transduction. The transcript is spliced from 22 exons. The record is from RefSeq and is a predicted model, not a curated record. NCBI's taxonomy places the organism in Eukaryota, Metazoa, Chordata, Actinopteri, Anabantiformes, Osphronemidae. Bases 458 to 3355 code for a protein of 965 amino acids.